Molecule: messenger RNA, 5976 nt
Organism: Teleopsis dalmanni
Lineage: Eukaryota; Metazoa; Arthropoda; Insecta; Diptera; Diopsidae
Product: cadherin-23-like
Exons: 17
Coding region: 1-5976 (1991 amino acids)
Biological process (GO): homophilic cell-cell adhesion
Cellular component (GO): plasma membrane
Molecular function (GO): calcium ion binding
Source: RefSeq, a predicted model, not a curated record
AUGGCACUCAACUCUAAGAAAUUAAAACUAGUAAAAAUCAGUAGAAACAAACAAAAUUUGACGCCAGAAAAAGUGCGUUUAAAAAUGUCUUCCUCACGAAUAAAUUUAUCUAUCAUUAGAAUAAUUUUAAUGUUAAUAAUAUCAAAAUCGAUAGUAUGCAACCGUCCACCAAGAUUUGCUACAGACGGACAGUCAGAGAUUGUGUUAAGGCUAAAGGAAAGUCCUGAAACCCAAGUUGGUACACUUAUUUAUAAACUUAAAGGUUUUGAUCCAGAUAAUGAUCCUCUAACAUUUGGCAAACGUCCAACACCCGACAGUGAUGUUAUACGCAUUGAAAACACUAACAGUAACGAAGCUAACGUUUAUUUAGCUAAAGAACUUGAUAGAGAAACACAAGAUGAAUACUCAAUAAUUUUAACACUCAGUGAUAAUCAUUACAACGAUUUUAAUUAUGUUACACAGAGUUUUCUACUCUUGGUAGAAGAUAUAAAUGAUAAUGCACCAAUAUUUUUACCUUAUCAUAGUGCUAUUGAAGUGCCAGAGAAUAGUUCACCAACAGUGCUUAUGUCACUAGAAGCUACCGAUGCAGAUGAGGGUGCAUACGGACAAGUUGUGUACUAUUUGCAAGAACUAGAAGGCGAUAAUGAUAUAUUUUCUAUAACAACUUAUCAAGGGAAAGGCAUACUUAAGCUUAUUGGCGAUUUAGAUUAUGAAAAUAAAAGCUUAUAUCAAUUACGUGUCUUAGCCAUAGAUCGUGCUAAUCAGGGACCAGUCAACACUGGCACUGCCGCUAUACUAGUCAAAGUAACCGAUAUAGAAGAUCAACCCCCAGAAUUUGUGGAAGUGCAAGCAGUCGCAAGAAUUGCAGAAGAUGCACCCAUACGUACAAAGGUUUUACGUGUGCGUGCUAUUGAUGGAGAUCGCGGUAUCAAUAAUCCAAUACAAUAUGAAAUUGAAGAGAACGAGUUAUUUGAUAUAGAACCUAGCACAGGCAUAGUUUACACUAUAAGUGAAUUAGAUCGUGAGGAUACGACUAAUCAAGUCAAUGGCGCACACAUAUUGCAGAUAAAAGCCACGGAAAUAUCUAAAUCAACUACAAAUACAGUGGACAAUACGACAGCACAAACGGAAGUCACAAUCAUAAUUACAGAUGUUAACGAUGAGAUACCAACGUUUAGCCAAAGCAUUUAUCGUUGUGAAGUCAAUGAAAAUGCACAGGUUAAUACGCCUUUGACUUAUAUGGAUGAAAAUGUACAAAAUUUUGUAUAUGAUGGCGAUGUAGGGAAAAAUGGUACUUUUCGUCUGUUCUUAGAUCCUCAAAAUGAUAUUUUCGAAAUUGUGCCAGCCUUAGCAGUCAAUGAGGCGAAUUUCAUUAUACGUGUGAAAAACUCUGAAGCCAUAGAUUACGAGCGAAUGAAAGAAAUAAACUUUACUAUAUUUGCGAGGGAAAUAGAAGAGACUAGCAGAUGGAGUUCCGCACAUGUCGAAAUUUACAUACGUGACCAAAAUGAUAAUUUUCCUCAAUUUAAACAACCGCUAUAUAACGCCAAUGUACCGGAAAAUAGUGAUAUUGGCACUAUUAUAACGAAAAUCGAAGCAAUUGAUGAAGAUUCCGGAGAUUUUGGAACUAUGGGAAUACGUUACCGUAAUCUUAAAGGCGGUAUUGCCCAUUUAUUGCAAUUAGAUCCAAUUUCUGGCACUAUAUCUAUAAAGCAAGCUGGUGGUGAAGCAUUUGAUCGUGAAAUUAUAUCACGACACUAUUUAACCGUAGAAGCUAUUGAUAAUGUCGGUUUGGGAAAUCGGAACACCGCACAAAUUAUAAUUAACAUAGAUGAUGUUAAUGAUAAUGCGCCUAUAUUUUUGCAAAGGAGCUAUGAAGCCAAAUUACUGGAGAACAAAUUUGAAUUUGAAACCCCACUUAUGUUAGAAGCACGUGACAUUGAUUUAAAUGGGACUGAAAAUAGUCAAAUCACUUAUGAAAUAGUUGAGGGACUUUAUAGAACAAAUUUUUCUAUAAAUGCUGAAAAUGGUAUAUUAAAACCACUACAACCUUUCGACUAUGAAGAACUUGUUGAAAAUAAGCGUCAAAUCCGUAGAAUGGAUUUUGCUGUUGGGAUGCGAGAAAUAGAUCUUUUGGUACGUGCACGUGAUUCUGGUAUACCGAUGUUAUCAACAGUUGUACCAGUGCUCAUCUAUGUGCAGGAUAUUAAUGACAAUCCACCAAUUUUUCAAAAGAAUUUUUAUGCUAAAACAAUACCAGAAGAUCUGCCUGGUAGUAGUUCUGUAUUGCAAGUGCAAGCAAUCGAUCGAGAUGGUUCCGCACCAAACAAUGUCAUUGUGUACCGCAUUCAAGCGGGCGCAAGUGAUAAAUUUAUAAUUAAUUCAGAAACCGGAAUAAUAUCAGUUGCUCCAGGUGCCAAUUUGGAUCCAGAUCUGACAGAUAAUAAGAGAACAAAUUAUAUCUUGACAGUGAUUGCUCUUGAUGGAGGUAUAGGAAACUCGCAACUCAUGAACUCAGCCACGGUUAAUAUUACAAUUAAAGAUGUAAAUAAUAAGCCUCCUAUUUUAAGUGACCUACCUACGGUACACAUAAUGGAGAAUACACCGGUGGGGCAAACAGUAUAUCAAAUAAAGGCAACAGAUUUGGAUGAGCUUCCCAUUAUUAGAUACCAAAUAAACAAAAGCAAUUCUGUAGCUCGAAAUGAAGAGGGAUCAUUUGUUAAGACAACCGAAUAUGAUUACCUUUCAGUAUUUGACUUAGAUCCAAUUGAGGGAAACCUAAAGUUGGUAAAGAUAUUAGAUCGUGAAAAAGUGGAGCAUAUUAAAUUAGCUAUUCUAGUUGAAGACUUGGCAGCUGCUAAUGGAAAACAAGUUGUAGAAGGUUUCUUAAAUAUUGAAGUCGAUGAUGAAAAUGAUAAUAAUCCCAAAUUUAAGCAGCCAUUUUAUCGCAAAUCCAUUACAGAGAAUAGCAUAAAUGGCAUUUUAAUAGCAAAUGUAGUUGCAUAUGAUAUAGACAAAAACAAAACAAUCAUAUACUCGAUGGAAGGCAAUCCUAUUUAUAGAAACUUAGUACACCUGGAUACACAAACCGGUGAAAUACUUGUGGCAAAUAAAAUCGAUCAUGAACAACAUCAAUGGUUAAAUUUCUCUGUACGUGCAACCGAUUCCGGUGUACCACCUAGAUCAACGUUAGUAGAUGUAUUUGUGUCUGUACUAGAUGAAAACGAUAACAAUCCAUACUUCAUUGGUGGUUCAAAAAAUUACACGAUAAGCGAGAAUGCUGCAAUUGGUACAAGAGUAGGCACAGUACAAGCUGCAGAUGCUGAUUCUGGAGAUUUUGGAAAAAUCACUUUUUUAAUGGAUCGCAUUAGCUCACAGGGAAAGUUUUCAAUUGAUGCGGAUACAGGAGUACUAACAGUCACCGAAAAGCUUGAUCGUGAAUUGAAAGAUUUUUAUAUGUUAGUUAUAGAAGCUUGGGAUAACUAUCAGUUUGGUUUCUUAGCUGGCGAAAGUCGAAAUGCGUUUAAACAAAUUUUUAUUUCCAUAUUGGAUGAAAAUGAUAAUGCACCUGAAGUUACUUUACCUACGAGUUGUGUUCUCAUCACCGAAUACCACGAAUUGAACGAAAAAAUUGCUACUGUACAAGGAAAAGAUGCAGACGACCCAAAUUCUCCAAAUGGACAAUUGAAAUUUAGCAUAAGCAAGGGAACUAAAGAAGGAAUUUUUGGAUUACAACAAAUUGAUUCCUGGACUGCUUACAUUUUUGUAAGAACAUCCCUGCGUAAUAGAUUCGGAAACUAUACUCUUACGAUAACAACACGUGAUUUAGGUGUACCAGCUAAUGUAGUAACAAAGCAAUUAGAUGUAUGCGUAUCCGAUUUUAAUGAUCACGCCCCGAUUUUUGUUUCGCCCUUGCGGAAUACAACAUUACGUAUACCAGAAAAUUCUACAGUGGGUAGUAUGAUUAUACAGGUAAUGGCUAUAGACGACGACAUUGGUAUGAAUGCUUUGGUACGUUAUAGGCUAAAGCCUGACCCAUUAGGUAGCUAUAAACUUUUUGAAAUGGAUGCUGAAACAGGACAACUUUUUCUCAAAGAGAAACUAAAUCGUGAUAAACAAAAAAUUCAUGAGAUAAGAAUUGAAGCUUAUGAUCAAGGUUUACCAGCGUCAUUAAGCAGUGAUCUUGAUUUAACUAUUUAUAUACGAAAUGUUAAUGACUAUGCGCCACAAUUUUUAGUAGACGAGAUUUUUGUAAAUUUUACAGAACAUGCUGACCCUGGCUCAGAACGUAUUAAAUUACCUGAUACUAUCGAUAAAGACGAAUUAGAUGAUUUCGAUAAUCCACCAAGUCAAGUAUGCUAUUUUAUUAUAAAAGGUAAUGAAGAUGGCUUCUUUAACCUAGAACAGGAUACGCAUAUUUUAACUGUUGAGAAAGAGCUUGAUCGCGAAUUAAAAUCCAACUACACACUUUAUGUUAAAGCCACAGAAGAUUGUGCUUAUAAUGAGCAUCCAAACGAUAUUCCAACAAAUAAAUCUAUUGAUAUUGUAGAUAACUCAUUCAAUCCGUAUCUGGAAAUAUAUAGCAACAAUAUGCGAAAAUCUGAAAUUCAAAAAGCUUCUGACAUUUAUGACCGUCACAAACACUCACGUAACUUACGUUCAGUGCCAGCUUCACGUUUGGCUUUCGAUACCAUAGAAAACAUGUUUGAAGGAAAAAACAAUGAUUUUUAUGAUGAAAUAAGAGUUACGAAGAAGCCUCCAAAAAAUGUAGAACCACUAGUGACAGAUAAUACAAUAGUACGUAUCAUGGUUCGUAUAUUAGAUAUAAAUGACAAUCCUCCACGUUUCCGUACAAAAAUAUUCACUGGAGGCAUAUCUACGAAUGCUGAUUUCGGCACUAAAUUUAUGCGCGUUGAAGCUUAUGACCCUGAUGAAGGCAUCAAUGCUAAGAUUAACUAUUACCAAGUGGGCGAAAUACGUCAAACUUUAUCAGAGGGUUUAGAGAAUGUACGUAAAUCACCUUUUUUGGUUGACCGCGAAACUGGAGAUGUACAAUUAAAUUUUGAUCCACAAAAAAGCAUGAAAGGCUAUUUUGAUUUUAUGGUCUUGGCAAAUGACACACUUAGUAUGAAGGAUGUGGCUCAUGUUUUUAUUUAUUUACUGCGUGAAGAUCAAAAAGUUAGAUUCGUGUUUCGCUUACAACCGGAUGAAUUACGUGAAAAAAUUGAUAUUUUUCGGAAUACGUUGAGCAAUGUUACCAACUCUAUUGUAAAUAUUGAUGAAAUAAAAGUACAUGAAAAUAAGGAUGGAUCUGUUGAUAAGACGAAAACUGAUCUAUAUAUGCAUCUUGUCGAGAAAGAAGAUAAUUCUAUAUAUGAAGUAACAGAAGUACUAAAUCUCAUUGAUCUACACAUUGAGAGUUUAGACCAACUUUUUAAAGAGCUAAAUGUUUUAGAUACACAACCAGCGGAAACUGAAUUACUUACAGCUGGACCACCUAAAGGUCCUAUUUUUAUAUGGUUGGUCUUUACAAAUCUCUUUCUAGCUUCUUUACUUUGUGUUACUUUAGCGUUAUGCGCAUCUCAACGGAAAGGAUAUCGUCGUCAAUUGAGAGCUGCAAAAGUUAAAAUAUUUCGAUCGUCCUCACUAUCUCUUCAAAAUAAUGUUGAACCAGCUACUCGCGUGCCCAAUACAAACAAACAUUCAGUGCAGGGUUCCAAUCCUAUUUGGUUAAAAGGUUAUGAAAAUGAAUGGUUCAAAAAUGAAGAAAAUUUAAGUCAAGGUGGACAAGACUCUCUCGAUGAAAACUUUCUUGCUAUUAGUACUCAGGACAUUCACGAAACGCUUAAGGGUACAGCUAAACUAUUUAACUACACCAACGACCUUAAUCGUCACUUCAACGUCUAUAAUCAAAUAGAUAAACUGACGAAUAAUGCUCAGAUACUAGCAAAAAAGCUAGAAACAACAGAAUUGUAA